CCUGUACAGGUAUCACUCUGUUGAGGUGAACGGACAUAAACUUGCUGGUUCCCUGGAAUUGAAGUGGUCAUGUUGCUUAAAUCCUGUUUCGCUGUGAUUUUUGCCCUAUUGGCUCAGCACGCUGUGCGUCUCUGGUUUUUCUUGGAUUAUCACAAAUCCAGGACAAUAAUCCACCACCGACCCGGACCUUGUAGACAGCUGGACGGUGCAGAUGGUGGCUCAGAAGAUCUCACAGUGUUGGACAAUGGGCUGACCUUCAUCGCCUCGGGUUCUUAUCCAUGGACCAGAGGUCGCAUUCUUCUUUUCAAUUUUUCAAACCCUUUUGAAGACGCGAAGGAGUUGCCUAUUAUCAGCUCCAGUCUGAAUAAGUCAGAUUUAGUACUUUAUGGACUGUCCACCUGGCGGGAUAGUUUAACAGGUGAGAUGAUCAUUGACAAGUUAUCAUCUCUAGAUUAUCUGUAGGACAGCAAUUUGCUGAUCUCCAAUCUGACACCACGUCCAUUUGUAUUUUAUUUUACGUGUAGGAAAAUAUUCGCGUGAGGAUAGGCAUAAUUGUGCGUCAAAACCUAGAGACUGACAUCUGCACGAAAGAUGGCGUGCAGGUGAAGUGCAGGAUACAGCAACAAAGCUUGAUAUAAUGAAGCAGAAGACGCUUUCUCUUCCGGAGAACCUGGUCUUAUUCGCCGUGUCCCUUUUCAUGAGUAUCCAUGCCAAUCCAUAGUUUUGUUUAUAAUUUACGCUAGUUUAAUAGAUUUCAAGUUUAAAUUAUGGUUUCGUUAUCAUGUUAAAGUUUUUGUUCCUGUAAUGUACAGGAUUAAGGAGGUAAUUGUUUCGGUAAUUAAAAAUGUAUAUUGUUUUGAACUGAUCUGGUAUAAAUUUAGACAUUCCUGUUGGAAGAUUUUUACUUUGAAUUAAAAUUCUUAAAUGUUUUUUAAAAACGUUGAAAUGUAUUUUACGUCCAUUUGGUAUCGAUGAUGUUCGGCUGCAUUCAACAGGUCGACGGCGUAUGCAGACAUGACACAAUCUAGUUCGCAGUUUGUGAUCGGAGAAUAAAGUUGUUACUAUUU
Pecten maximus is the source of this 1067-nucleotide messenger RNA. RefSeq names its product serum paraoxonase/arylesterase 1-like. Bases 70 to 462 code for a protein of 130 amino acids. Lineage: Eukaryota; Metazoa; Mollusca; Bivalvia; Pectinida; Pectinidae. The transcript is spliced from 5 exons. The record is from RefSeq and is a predicted model, not a curated record.